This is a messenger RNA of Penicillium macrosclerotiorum, 1881 nucleotides long. RefSeq names its product flavin-containing monooxygenase. Lineage: Eukaryota; Fungi; Ascomycota; Eurotiomycetes; Eurotiales; Aspergillaceae. The record is from RefSeq and is a predicted model, not a curated record. Gene Ontology annotation, molecular function: monooxygenase activity; flavin adenine dinucleotide binding. The transcript is spliced from 2 exons. The coding region runs from base 1 to 1881 and encodes 626 amino acids.
AUGGCCACCGCCGACGUCGAACAGCUGGCUCUUCCCUCGCGCGAGCGAGUCGAGCCCGGCUCCUACAAUAUCCCCCUCGGGACGUUCCCCGCAACUAACGCCGCUGCCCCAGAGGACCCUGACAAGAUCGCGACCACGGUCAUCGAGCAAUUAAACCGCAGCAUCGCGGAAAAAGACACACAGGCCCUUGUUCGGUUGUUUUUGGACAACAGCUACUGGCGCGACCACCUCUGUCUGUCCUGGGACUUCCGCACGCUCAAGGGAGCGGACGCCGUCGCUGCCUUCGUGACCGCGAGCUCGUCCUCACUGACUCUCGAGGUUGAUCGCUCUUCGCCUUUCCGCGCUCCGCAUAAUGGGCCGAUCGAUGCCUAUGGCGAAGUUCAUGGUGUGGAGUUCUUUACCAAGGUCACCACCGAAUUUGGUGCGGGACAGGGCAUUUUCCGACUGGCCCAGGAGGGCAGCGACUGGAAGAUCUGUAUGGCCUUCACGUCGCUUUUGGAGCUGACGGGCCACGAAGAGGCCACUGGCCACCGAAGACCUGUCGGCGUGCAACACGGCGAGCAGCACGGACGAAAGAACUGGCAGGAUCGACGCACGGCAGACACCAACUACGAGGAUAAGGACCCAGCAGUCAUUAUCGUCGGCGCGGGCCAAGGUGGUUUGACUGUGGGUGCCCGCCUCAAGAUGCUCAACGUCGACACUCUGAUCAUCGACCAAGAAGAUCGGAUUGGCGAUAGCUGGCGUCGCCGCUACCACCAGCUCGUGCUCCAUGACCCAGUGUGGUUUGACCACCUGCCAUAUCUCAAUUUCCCGGCUAAUUGGCCGAUCUUCACACCCAAAGACAAGCUGGCUGAGUUCUUCGAGUCCUAUGUCAAGCUGCUAGAGUUGAACGUCUGGACCCACACCGAGCUGACCUCGUCUUCCUGGGAUGAGACCAAGAAGCAGUGGACAGUGGUUCUCACGCGCACGAAAGCAGACGGCUCGACCGAGACACGCACCUUCCACCCGCGGCACGUUAUCCAGGCCACGGGCCACUCGGGGAAGAAGAAUGCGCCCGUCUUUAAGGGAGCAGAGAACUUCGCGGGUGAUCGUAUCUGCCACAGCUCUGAAUUCCCGGGCGCGGCGGCUGGCUCGACCGGCAAGAAGGCCGUCGUGGUCGGUUCGUGCAACUCCGGCCAUGACAUCGCGCAGGACUAUGUCGAGAAGGGAUACGAGGUGACCAUGGUGCAGCGCAGCUCGACAUGCGUGGUGUCGUCGAGCUCGAUCGUCGGCAUUGGCCUGAAGGGGCUGUACGAGGAGGCGGGUCCGCAGACGGAAGAUGCGGACUUGUAUCUGUGGAGCAUCCCGCCGGAGCUGUUCAAGACACAGCAGACAAAGAUCACAAAGCUUAUUAACCAAAACGACGCGGCGACCCUGGAGGGCCUGGAGAAGGCCGGGUUCAAGGUGGACAGUGGGCCCAUGGACGCGGGGCUGUUGGUCAAAUAUCUCCAGCGGGGUGGAGGGUACUACAUCGACGUCGGGGCGAGCCAGUUGAUCGUGGAUGGGAAGAUCAAGGUGAAGCAGGGCCAGGAGAUCAGCGAGGUUCUGCCGCAUGGAUUGCGUUUCGCCGAUGGCUCGGAGCUGGAGGCCGACGAGAUUGUCUUUGCGACAGGCUACCAGAACAUGCGCACGCAGGCGCGGCUCAUCUUUGGCGACGCAGUGGCUGAUCGCGUCGGGGAUGUCUGGGGCCUGGACAGUGAGGGCGAAAUGCGGACGAUCUGGCGCCGCAGUGGCCACCCAGGUUUCUGGUUCAUGGGCGGGAAUCUUGCGUUGUGUCGGUACUACUCACGUCUUCUGGCGUUGCAGAUCAAGGCGCUGGAAGAAGGCGUGGCUACGUAUUAG